Messenger RNA from Sphaeroforma arctica JP610, 267 nucleotides. RefSeq lists its product as hypothetical. The transcript has a single exon. NCBI's taxonomy places the organism in Eukaryota, Ichthyosporea, Ichthyophonida. The record is from RefSeq and is a predicted model, not a curated record. The coding region runs from base 1 to 267 and encodes 88 amino acids.
AUGUCUAGGUUCUCAAGGGCGCCCAUAGGGUUCAAGCAGUUUAUGCUGUCGAUCACUGUUCGCACACAAUACCGUACCUUUAUGCGCGAGCUUUUGAUGAUUAAGGAUCUAGAUCGACGUGAGGAAAUACGACUAUGGGUGAGAGGUGAGUACGAACGAAACAGAAAACUCUCAGAUGAGAUAGUCAUCAAGCACCAUCUCAAGGCUGGCGAGGAAGGACUACAAGAGCUCAAGGAUACUAUCAGGCUGACGGGUAUGGGAUUAUAG